GCGAGGGGGAUGCGAGGCAGUGGUUACGGACGGCGAGCGCCGCGACGACAGUAGUAACGGAUAGUAGUGCCGACCGCAGUAGUAACGGUUCGCUACUCGCGCGGCCCUUCAGCUCCGGCUCCGGUUUCCGGCUCCGGCUCCGCUGCGGCCGCCGCGACGACGAUCAAUCGAGCCGGCGGGGAAGGGUGCGACACGCUCGCGUACUCCGGGUCUUCAGAUUUCUCAAAAAGAAAGACCACCCUCAAACGUCCCGAAUCUGAAAAAGCUUCGACCGGCUGUGAGUCAAAGAGCGAGGCGAAGGAACAGGCCUAUAGGAGAGACAUCAGACUCCAAAGAUCGACUCCGAAGAGUUGUAGAGUUUGCUGCUUGAAAGUUUCGGAGGGUUGACCGCGUAACUCCGGAGCACAUCAAGCGGAAGGGACGCGGGAAUAUACCCCGUGCCGAAUUCGCGGGGGUUGAUUUUGGUCGCAGCGGUAGCGAGAAACGCGAGAGUCCGUCGUGCGGCCCCUUUCCCCAUUCGACUAUGUGCCGGCGUCUCGCGGGUACGAUCAGGACGCCGGGAUCGUCGCCGUCGGUGUACGACGUCGUCGCGACGACGGGACGCAAGACGUGAGACCCGUUUAUACGCGUCAGCUGUUUCGACGUAGGCCGCGAGGGACAAAAGAGAUCCACAAUGGCUCUGGUAAUGCUACCGUGUGACCUGCCUUGGUGGCCGGCUGUCGUGAAGCAGCUGGACAAGGCCGCCUCGGCCAAAAGCUCCGAAGACCUAAUAGACGCGAUGCAACGACUGCAUGACAUGUGCAACAUAAGUCUCGACCCCGAGGAAGACGUGCAGGACACCGACCUAUUCUCCAAGUUGGGAACCUUCCUAGACAAUGAUCUCGAUCUCGCGGAACGCGAGCAAGUGUUCACGAAGACAAUACCGCGAAUGGUGGAAAGGGCGAAGGCCUUAAAAUCUACGAAACCCCCGCAAGGUUUACACUUCAGUCUCCAGCAGCAAGGUGACAGCGUCGAGUACAGCUAUGCCUUCGUCUCCUCUUUAAUCGCGAACGCGUUCUUCUCGACGUACCCGAAGAGAACCGCAAAGACUCAUCCUACGUUGCGCGAUUUUAACUUUACAAACUUCUUCAGACACCUCCACAAAAACGCACAGAAAGCCAAACUCAGAAGUAUCUUUCAUUACUACAAUUAUCUCGAGACGGAGCACACACUCGACGGACGUUUAAUAAUUUCUAGACAGGUGAUGACGUCUAAGCAGUGGUUGACUAUUGAAGAUUGGCUGGAAAGUAACGUACCCCUAUGUCCGCUGACGAUACGUCACGAGGGACGGUUGGAAAGAGUCGAGUCGGAAUCAAAAGUACUGCAAGUUUGUUUCGCGAAUGCUAAAAUCGGUGGCGGCGUGCUCGAUGGCGAUAUCACGCAGGAGACUGUACAUGUAGCGACGCAUCCGGAGAUGCUCGCCGCGAUGCUAUCUGUCGAGGCCUUAGAAGACAACGAAGUACUGAUAAUCGAGGGUGUCAGGCAUAUGUCGAGGAUAAACGAUCCGCGUCACAAGGCGAUAUUCGAGGGUAUCUCGAAGCCGAACGUGGUAACGGUCUGCUGCAUAGAUCCCGAGGACUACUCGCGAUUGCCGUUGACGCAGUUCGAGGAGGACAACAUUUUGAGAGAGCUGAACAAGUCGCUGCUGGGAUUCCGCCAGAGGUACGUGCCCAGCAGCCCCACGGACCCGAUUAAAAUCGAACCGGAGACGGAGGUCGGCCUGGGAUCGCGCAGAUUGUCGCCGAUCGGCGAGAGCUUCAGCAGCACCCCGCCGGAAACGGAGGGCGAGGACAAGGUUUUCGCGACGAGCAAUAACUCCAAGACAGACAAGCAGCCCCCGCGCGACGAGCGCCAUAGAUUGGAGAACGCGACCGAAGUACGUAGCAGGCCUAACGGUAAAUCGAUAAGACCAUCGAGUCCUCAUAAGGUAUGCAAGGAUGCGAGUUGCACGAACCGGAGAAACCGAUUUAUCGUGCUCGGAUCUAGCGGCGAGGUACUGCCGGUGACGCGACAGCUCGGUCAGAUGUCGGUCUACAGCAGUUGUAACAGUCAGAGUACGGACAGUUUCCAUAGCGCUAAAGAGACCAUUGAUGAGGAACCUGAGGAAGAGGAGCAGAAGGUGACCAAAUGCUACAGCGAGCAGUUAGAUACGCCCGAGAGAAGAGGAACUUUCGCGCAACGACUGAAAGAUGCUCUUAAGCGAGAGAGUACGGCGACGGGAGUUACUUCCUCGAACACCUCCUCCGGCGAGAGCAGUUACGCCGUUGGUAUUAGCGUUAGCGGUAGUCACGUUGGCGAUCAAGACAUCAAGGUGAGAAGAGGAGGUUCGAGGGGAUUCGUUUUGCGGGACGAGACGGUGGACGAGGAGUUCCUAAAAGAGUCUUUAGAAGCAGAGCAAAAGUGGCUGGGCCGAUUCCGGCAGAGUCAAGGUCCCAUGUUUCAGAGGAAGGACACGAGUGCGAGCAGCAAAUAUAGUUUCAGCACUGAGUACAAUUCUGAUUUUUGUUCCGAGCUGGAGGAGGUCUAUGAGCAAUUGUCAAAGUGGCUGGAGGAUCCGAUAGUGGCGGACGAGAACCGGGAGUUGGACGCGAGAGAUCGGGCGGUCGUGCGAUUCGCCGGUUCCCUUCUGAAACGCGCUCUGAGCGAGUCGUUCGCCGGUGUACCGGUCCAGGAGGGCGAGCCGCAGCCGUUCAUCGACGCAAAUGACGUAAAUCAACAGCACAAGCUGGCCUUAGCUGUGAGGAGUCUCAGCUUGGAGCUCGCUCGGCAGAAAAAUCGGAGACAGCAAUCAGUGUCUGAGUCCGAAGGCGUAGAUCGCUACGAGGACGCCUCGUGCGAGAUGGUAAGAGAGGCGAAGGACGCCCAACGUAGGAAACUUUGGGCAGUCACGUUUACGUCGGAAGUGUUCCAAACGUUGGUCGAUGAUCAUACGACCGUACGCCUGUCUACACCGCCCGCCUCCGAGUCUGUACAGACGGCGAACGAGCGUGAAACGCGCGAAGCGAGCACGCUCGGUGUCUCGGAGUUACCGCACGAAAACAGUCCACAAGGAGGAGGCUUAUUGCCCGUGGCUACUGGCAACUGGGGAUGUGGAACUAGAUUGAAAGGCAAUCCGCAAUUGAAACUCGUUAUUCAAUGGCUCGCCUCCUCCCUGGCAGGCACACCGAGACUAAUCUAUUACACUUCUGGCAAUUCUGGCCUAUCCAAGUUAGACACUGUAAGCAGAGUUCUAAUGGACAGACGUUGGUCAGUGGGCGAUCUGGCUGCCGCGACGUUGAGGUACGCCAUGCAUGCGAUCGAGGAACAGGUGGAAGGAAAGAACAGUCUCUUCGAGGAGAUCAUCGGCAUGGAUAAAUCGGGUCCUUAGCCCGACACGAUGCUGUCCGUUCUGGUAGACGUGCUGGCUACUAUGAUCGAGGACAGCCUACUGAAAAACUAAUAUAUCACUAUGUACUCUUCCGCGAGGAGGACAUACAAAAAGAAAAAGAAAAGAAAACGAACGGGUAUAUUUGACUGUAGUUAAACGCAAGGCCGAUAAUUAGCUUUAAUAACUCUAAUUCGUAUAAGCCUAGUCUUAUUGUUAGAUGAACGUGUUAUACGAGUUUCAUUUUGACGAAAGGAAGAUUGAUUCGGUUGUUAUUCUUUUGUUUUUUGUUCGAACUACUAUUCUCGUCUAGCAUAUCAAAAGGAUAUCAUGCAAACUCGCACAAUUCGUUGUACAAGGCAAUAUAUCAAAUAGGGAAAGAUAGGUUGUCGCUGCGAUAUUUUCUAGUCUAUGUACGUAGUGUAUCGUGCUGUCGAAUCAAGUUUGUACUAUAAGGAUCUAAUGGAGAACGAACAUAGCGUGAUAUACCGGACGUUCAGUUGUCGUUAAUGUCACGUUGUCGUAAGACAGCGUGGCAAACUCUCUGCAAUCAUACGUAAUAACGGUCUAGUCAUGUACGAGAGGUCAAUUCUGGGUUUUACUUCGUACAGAAGGCGUAACUGGGAUAUUUACAGUUACAUGCAAUAACUAACGAGGCACAAUAUACUAAACUAUAUUUUGUACAAUAAUAUUUUUAAGUCGUUCUAUACUUUAAGUCAGAGUAUAUACAUAUAUAUAUAUAUACGUAAUAUGCAAAUAGAUUUUUAGAGGGGAAACUUUUAGUAUUUUAUAAUAAAAGAUUAAUGUGUAGGCAAUUUUUUAUGAAGGUAAAACUUAUGUGUAUACAUAAGUCGCUGUAACGGAAUCGUACAUUCGGGUAUAAAGAGUGGGUAAUAUGGCCUACAAAGGAAAAAGUAUGCUUGGUAGUAUGUAAAUCAAUUAAAAUGAGGUCUUCCAUUAUUAAAGCAAAAACGUGUGAAAGUAUUCUAUGAUUUAUAUAAUCUUGCUGUACUUCUCAUUGAAUCUCAAUGAAUGAUAGGAGUGUCAAAAGCAUAUAAAAUAUAUAUGAAGUAUAUAUUAAUAAAUUUAUAUUACAAGAUGGAAUUUUGCAUCUAUAUUCGAAAUUUAUUAUAAUCAUACUUCAAUAUAUAUAUAAUUAGCAAUAUAAAUUUUUUUUAUAAUUAUUUAUAUUAUAAUUUGACUAAAUGCUAAAUCGAUGUUAACGUAAAGAAAAAAAAAAGAUCUCUUGAAACGCAUCACAGUUUUUAUUAAUAUCACACGUUAUUGUUAAUUGAAAUCUGUUAAAACAUACCAUUUAUACAAGACAGCAUUUAAUAAAUAUUACUUCUGAACAACAUUAACGAUAUAAUGUAUGUUUCGGGUGGUUCUUACUUUCUAUCAUUAGCUAUUACAUUUCACUUAAAAAAAAAAAA
Messenger RNA from Temnothorax curvispinosus, 4836 nucleotides. RefSeq lists its product as uncharacterized. Gene Ontology annotation, biological process: nucleotide-sugar metabolic process; carbohydrate metabolic process; ATP generation from poly-ADP-D-ribose. The transcript is spliced from 15 exons. Gene Ontology annotation, molecular function: poly(ADP-ribose) glycohydrolase activity. The coding region runs from base 674 to 3406 and encodes 910 amino acids. Lineage: Eukaryota; Metazoa; Arthropoda; Insecta; Hymenoptera; Formicidae. Gene Ontology annotation, cellular component: cytoplasm; nucleus. The record is from RefSeq and is a predicted model, not a curated record.